Haemonchus placei is the source of this 333-nucleotide messenger RNA. NCBI's taxonomy places the organism in Eukaryota, Metazoa, Nematoda, Chromadorea, Rhabditida, Trichostrongylidae. The record is from the annotation of a GenBank genome assembly.
AUGAGCAGACUUAUAGAACGAAGCAUAAUUCAGGAAGAAUUCUCUGAUCGAAGGACUUUCAAAUCCAUCUUGCCUAUAUCUCUCCAACCGAGAUUUGAGAAUAGAGAGCAAUGUCUGUUUUGCUUGUGGUUCAAGAGCAUCUCGCAAAUAGAUUUCCACCAUUUUACUUAUUCGAAAGGCGUCCAUCUGUGAAUUAUGUGUCAGCCAGCCACCAUUCUCAUGUAUUUUGUUGAGCCGAUCGGCGAGCAACAUCAAGAACUCGGCAUCGUCAGAAUCAACCACAUCGACUGGCACGAACAAUCCCCAAAUCGAGAGUGGAAUGUCCACCUCUGA